AUGCUCUGUCGCCGCUCAGCGCCUCGUCAAGCGUCCAGACCUGAUAACGUGGCAACAUUGGUGUACACUUCUGGGACGACCGGGAAUCCCAAGGGCGUGAUGCUCACGCACAGCAACCUGAUGCAUCAGGUCAAGCUCCCCUCUCCCCCCCAGUUCCUGCAGUUCCAUCCUGCUCUGCCUCCAGCUAUCUCGGGCUACCUCUCCUCGGGGCCCCCAUUUCGUCUUCCCGUUCUUCCUCCUCCACUAUCCAUGACUAUUCGCCAUAUUCGCCAGUAUCGUCCCAUCUUGUUCGUGCUUGCAUGCAUUCGCACGUCCCUUUCCGUCAUCUCAUGUUGCGCAGUCCAGAAGAAGCUUGCUGCAGCAUCAACCGCCAGGGCAGCAGUUGCCAAGUUCUUGAUAAAAGUCAGCUCCCUUCACAAGGAAGCUCUGCGCAUCUGGACAGGAAUGGCUGUGCUCCGCUCACGUGAAAACGUUCAGGGGCUCAUGUUUAUGAAGGCUGUGGCAGAAUGUUUGGGAGCUGGACUUUUAGCGCUGGUGCUGCUGCCUCUUCACCUGCUGGCGGAGAAGCUUGUGUACACCAAGGUCAAAGCUGCUAUCGGCAUAAAAAAGGCAGCUGUGAGUGGUGGAGGCAGCUUGCCGUCGCACGUGGACAAAUUCUUUGAGGCAUUGGGAAGCAUUGGGAGUCCCGUUCCUGGAACAGAGAUAAAGAUUGUAGACCUGGAGACGGGAGCUGGUCUCCCUGCAGGCCAACGCGGGUUGGUCAAGGCACGUGAAAAUGUGGAGCCUGCUUUUGUCGAGGAGGCUGCACUUAGCAGCCCUGUCAUCCGCCAGAUUAUGCUCGUCGGCCAGGACGAGAGAAAGCUUGGAGCGCUGAUUGUUGUGAAUGAGGAGGAGAUGGAGGUAGCAGUGGCAAGCAUGAGAGCGGAGAAGGGGAUGGAGGGAGGCGAGGUGACAGAAAAGGAACAGAGGACUGUCGUUCGACAAGAGCUCACCCGCUGUUUAACAGAGGGCAGGUUGUUUGCCGCAUGA
Messenger RNA from Closterium sp. NIES-65, 1029 nucleotides. NCBI's taxonomy places the organism in Eukaryota, Viridiplantae, Streptophyta, Zygnematophyceae, Desmidiales, Closteriaceae. The record is from the annotation of a GenBank genome assembly.